Messenger RNA from Aspergillus aculeatus ATCC 16872, 1671 nucleotides. RefSeq lists its product as uncharacterized. The transcript has 2 exons. Bases 162 to 1370 code for a protein of 402 amino acids. The record is from RefSeq and is a predicted model, not a curated record. NCBI's taxonomy places the organism in Eukaryota, Fungi, Ascomycota, Eurotiomycetes, Eurotiales, Aspergillaceae.
CGUCUCUCCAGGCUACUACGCACAUCACUUUCCUUCCUACUCAUGUACUGUAUAACUCAACUCCGGAUUAUGUGUCCUGUCCGCAACGACCACACCUAGUAUGCUACCUAUACCAUUUGCAACUCUCAGAUAAUAUCUUGCUGUGUCUACUCUCCCAGAAAAUGGGCAACCCGACCGCUCCACCCCCGUCGUACGAAGAAACCAUCGCCGCUGGGCCAGUUACCCCUCAACCACCGCAACCUUCGACGGCUUCUCCGACCAACCCCCCCCUUCCUCUCCCCAGACCCAGCUCCGCUCGAACCACCUCCGAUGCAGGGGACAAUCGCAGCGUCAUGCUGGACCCCAUCCUCAGCGAAGACCCGUCCGCCCUCCACGCGUUGAUCGUGCGCCAAGCCCGGACCCCUCCGCGACCGUAUCUGACCGUCCGCGGCUCCCACACCGAGACCCGCGAGGAGUCAAACGAUACCACCGACAGCAACAACACCAAUAACAACAAGAGCACGCGGAACGAGACAGUCGUCGACUUCGACUUCAAGAUCGAUCUCUACAAGUACAUGGUCCGCGACUACGACGCGGUGCCCGAUUAUGAGGACGAGGUCGACGCGGCUCCAAACGAGGAAGAGGAUCGCGACGGCUGGCGGGUGUGCAGUGUGGUCCGCGAUGGGGACGGGCAGGAGGCGUAUCGCGGCGGUCGCUCCCGGUCGGCUACCUGGGCCGGUCACACCCGUCGAUCUGGCGGAGGGCAUGUGGAGGAUGCGUCGGAGGGGGAGAUUGUGGGUCUGGUGGGCGAAGACGGCGAGGAACCUGGGUUGAUGGGCUGGUGUGACCGGUUCUGUCUGGAUCCCGGGCCGGUCAAGUCGUUUCGCUUCACGAGGAGCAUUGUCGGCUUCGACGUCGCCACCCUCCGCUCCCUCCUUAUCUCCCACCUCCGCAACCUCAACUAUCACGGCAAUAUCGAUAUCUCCAUCACCCUCGCCAAUAAGAAGCUGACGAUCUACUCGCCGCACUGGAUCAACGAGCUGCGCAAUAACUCCUUCGCCUACUGGUUCUGCAUCAUCCUGCAGCUCUGGAUCAUCACCUGGCCGGUCAUUUGGUUCCUCGAGCAUCGCUACGACGUCGUCCGCGCGGUGUGGUACUUCUCCCGCGUCCGGGGGUCGCAGACGGUCUAUGCGUGUCAUCGGGAUGAGGCUGCCAUCGCGAAGGAGCUGGCGCCCAUCGUCACGCAGGCGGCGUGGGAGCGACGGAGGAAUGGGAAGAUGCUGACGGCACACGAGAUGGAUCUGCUACGGCAGUUGGGAACGGAAGGGAGCCAACGUCGCGUGGUUAUGGUGUCUUGGGAUCACAUUGGUGGGUGGGGGAGAGACUCCUAACCAUCAGGAGCAUGAUUGACUUUUGUCGACGAUACCCUAUUUGGUACUUUUGGUUUGUGCGUCGUUUGGAGCAGUAAUACAAUUUAAGACUAAUGACCAUUGAUGAAUUGAUGUUUGCUUGAUUGUGGUUCUUGGUUUUUCUGAGCGACCGCCUACAAUCAUCCACUGUGCAUCGGCCGAGUUUCUCAGACUCCCAACUGAUCUGAUCUAACCGAGGUUCGCGAUUUGCCGUUGGUCACUCCAAGCGAGCCCGCCAAGAAGUAUGUCAUCUCGCUUAACAUUGGAUCUCGUGAGCGUCCGC